This is a messenger RNA of Musa acuminata subsp. malaccensis (wild Malaysian banana), 2322 nucleotides long. RefSeq lists its product as uncharacterized. The record is from RefSeq and is a predicted model, not a curated record. NCBI's taxonomy places the organism in Eukaryota, Viridiplantae, Streptophyta, Magnoliopsida, Zingiberales, Musaceae.
GAGUGCCACUCUGUGUUCAUGCCUAUGGAUCCUUCUUUAUUCCUCAGAAGCAGCUGAUCCAGUGGUUGCUUACAGCUUGUCACACAAGCUUUCAGCUCUCUAUGAAGCUAUACUUUUUAUCAUCUUUUUACAUGUUCGAAUCCAUGGAUUUCAGUGAUUAGAUCUUUGACGAUGAGUGGCCCGACCAGUGGAGAACAUCACUUCGUUCUCAUGAGUUGAUUUAUCAUCUUAUAAUUCAGAUGCAGAAUGUAAUCUUGAUGCUGGAAGAGGAAAGAGAGGCAAUGGAAUAGCUGGCAUACGUCUUGAUUUCUCCGACAAUGGGAUCUUUUUACUCUUUAUGCACGUCUUGGCAUUGCUCUGUUUUCCUCUGCGGUCUGCAACUCCCAAUUUCUCUCUUUAUACAGUGCUGAAAAAUCAUCAGAGGAUUAGAAGCACCAACCACAUGGGAAAGGAGUGUCUCAUUGCUGGCUAUAUUUAAGAGUAGCGCCCUCGGUUCCCGGGUGAAUGGUGCGCUCGAAGCGAAGCGAGAAGGGAGUAAGGAUCGCGAUGGGGGUUCUGCAAGAGGGGUCGUGGUGUUGCUUCCUCGCCGGCCGAGGAAAAUCGGAGCGGGUCAAAGUUAGCAUCUUCACCUCCAAGGGUCCCGCCUUGGCCGCCAUCUCCGUGGCCGUAGGUGCCGGAGGUGUUUGGGGCUGGGGUGGUGGAGGGACCGGGUUCCUCAUCCACCGCAAUCUUCUUCUUACUACUCACGCCAUCCUCCCGACGGUAGUUGCUGCUGAGGCCGCCGAAGUCCGCCUCUGCCAUGGCCGCCUCUCUGCCAGACUUGUGCCCCAAAGAUUCUUCAUUACAAGUUCCAUUCUUGAUCUUACAGUUGUGGGACUUGAUAUAAUGGGUGGUGACUCAUCCUCACAGGUGCAGCAGCCUCAGUACUUGAAAACCUGCUGCAAGCCUAGUCUUCAACUGGGUACUACAGUUUUUCUUUUAGGGCACACAGAUAAAAAAGAGCUGACAUUUGGUGAGGGAAAAGUAGUAAUAGCUACUGACAACCUCAUAAAAUUGACUAUGGAUGGGGUCACAUUGUGCCCUGGAUCUGCUGGUUUUGAUGCACAAGGAAAUCUAGCUUUUAUGGUAUGUGAUCCCAUGAAACUUGCCUCCUCUCCCAGUGCAAGAUCUUAUGCAUCCUCUUCAUCAACCAAUUCAUGGAAGAAGGAUGUUCCUAUGCAAUUUGGGAUCCCCAUUCCUGUCAUUUGUAAUUGGUUAUAUCAGCAUUGGGAAGGGAGCUUGGAUGAGGUUAGCAAGCCCAAGUUAUCUCUCAUUCGGUUGAUGACCACAGGACAGUGUGAAAAUUCUAAUGCUUCUUUCACCUUUUGCCGGGUCAUCAAGACCAAUGAGGACAACAAUGAUCGAUUGUCAUCAUCACAGAUGGUUCAACGGUCUAAAUAUUAUCCUGGAUCAAGCAGCUCAGCUAAUGGAAAAAGUUUCUACAAUGAAAACCCAAUUGCUGAUCUGCGUUUGACUCCCGAGCAGGGAAUUCUAUCUCCAGAAUUUUCUGGGUCUGUUGAGAAGAAAGACCAUGCCACAUUGCAGCUCUUGGAUGUUAGCAUGCUUUCCAAGGCUCCAAAAUCCAUAUUUUUACCACUUCCCCUCAGACAGAUGCUCUCUGAUGAAGCCAAUGUUGAAGGCCACAGACCUGGAGACCGAUCGAAUGAAAAUGGUUUUGUGUCACAAGAAUUAACAAGAGCAUAUCGGGAAGCUAAUCAUAAGGUUCCUCCUGUUAGUACGUGGCAAAAUAAUUGCUUCAGUGAGGUGCAGUCAAGUUCAUGUCCUUUGGAGAAUGGGAAGAAGGAUGGGUUUGAUAGUGGAGAGGAAACAAUGUACUCAGCUGAAACUAUGGAAAGCAGAAACAUCCCAAGUCCUCAACAAAACAAGCUCCAAACUGUUGCUAGAAGCCAGAGUUGUGUUAACUAUAACAGAUGGACUUUUGGUAAGCAAAACACAGUGGCACGGAAAGCAGUGUUACUGAAACAGCAUACGAUAAUUCCGAUACAGAAAUUGGAUUCACAAGCUGCAGCAUUACCUCAACGGAGUCAUGAUUAUUGCAGUCCGACCGUCUCCUCAAGCUUGAAGAAGCGGAACAGCUUAGAGCAGAUGACGAGACCUCAUCGAAAUGUCAUUCAGGUGUCUCCCAGGUGGAUGUUUUGAUAAUCUUUUGUCCAUUGAAAACAAAGAGACAUAUAUCAAUUCUGCUUGUUGCUGUUUGAAAUAUCCUGUCGUAUUCUCCUCUUGCUGACACAAUAACAAAAUUCUUUUUGAAGAUUGUACACA